AUUUCACUAGAAGGCGGUCGUCGGCGUUCCUUUUUCGUCCCGCGAUAACAUAAACAAACAUUUUUCCGUCCUCCAGGCCUUUCGGUUUUUAAGCAACUGUUUCUCUCAAAUGCUGAGAUCUGUACCAUCUACGUAUUCCGUAUCAUAGUAACAAUUUAAACAUUCACGACACAUCUAAAAUACUAGCAAAAUAAUGGGCGAAAAUGACAAGUUAAACAUCGACAACAUCAUAUCGAGAUUAUUAGAAGUACGCGGAGCUAGACCCGGUAAAAACGUACAGCUAUCUGAAGGUGAAAUUCGAGGUCUAUGUUUGAAAUCUAGAGAGAUUUUCCUAUCACAACCAAUACUAUUAGAACUAGAAGCGCCGUUAAAAAUUUGUGGAGAUAUUCAUGGUCAGUAUUAUGACUUAUUGCGACUAUUUGAAUAUGGUAGUUUUCCACCAGAAUCCAAUUAUUUAUUCUUGGGAGAUUAUGUGGAUCGUGGUAAACAAUCUCUGGAAACUAUAUGUUUAUUAUUGGCAUAUAAAAUAAAAUAUCCUGAAAAUUUUUUCCUAUUACGUGGUAACCAUGAAUGUGCUAGUAUUAAUAGAAUAUAUGGUUUUUAUGAUGAAUGCAAACGACGAUAUAAUAUAAAAUUAUGGAAAAUUUUUACGGAUUGCUUUAAUUGUUUACCUGUGGCAGCAAUAGUUGAUGAAAAAAUAUUCUGUUGCCAUGGUGGAUUAAGUCCUGAUUUGCAAUCAAUGGAACAAAUUAGGCGAAUUAUGAGGCCAACAGAUGUGCCUGAUCAAGGAUUAUUAUGUGAUUUAUUAUGGUCUGACCCUGAUAAAGAUACUAUGGGUUGGGGUGAAAAUGACAGAGGUGUUUCAUUCACAUUUGGUGCUGAGGUUGUGACUAAAUUUUUGCAUAAACAUGAUUUUGAUCUCAUAUGUAGAGCUCAUCAGGUUGUAGAAGAUGGCUAUGAAUUUUUUGCCAAAAGACAGUUAGUUACAUUGUUUUCGGCACCUAAUUACUGUGGAGAAUUUGAUAAUGCUGGAGCAAUGAUGUCUGUAGAUGAAACGUUAAUGUGCUCUUUCCAGAUAUUAAAGCCGGCCGACAAGCGAAAAUACAUGUAUGGAGGACUAUCUUCCGGCAGACCAGUAACACCUCCUAGAGGUUCGGGUAAACAAGGAAAAAAUAAAAAAUAACCCUACUUGAUGCAAUAUAAAUUAAUAUAUUUAGGAAUGCAACAUCAAAGAAU
Daktulosphaira vitifoliae (grape phylloxera) is the source of this 1236-nucleotide messenger RNA. RefSeq names its product serine/threonine-protein phosphatase alpha-2 isoform. Gene Ontology annotation, molecular function: protein serine/threonine phosphatase activity. NCBI's taxonomy places the organism in Eukaryota, Metazoa, Arthropoda, Insecta, Hemiptera, Phylloxeridae. Gene Ontology annotation, cellular component: nucleus; cytoplasm. The record is from RefSeq and is a predicted model, not a curated record. Bases 194 to 1183 code for a protein of 329 amino acids. The transcript is spliced from 7 exons.